AUAAAUCAUCCCAUUUUAAAGGAAGAAACAAACAAACAAAAUGACUUGUAAUACCCUUCAUUUCUUCACACUCACCAUGAUCAUAUUCUUCUCCACCAUUAUCGUCUCAUAUAGUGCAGAUGCAAGGCCACACUUCAGUCGUUUCUGCGUAAAAGCCAUCGACAAACCUUUCUGCUCAAAGGUUGUGCAUGGAACAAAGACAUGGAAAGAUGCAAUGAAGAAGGCAGUGAAGACAACCUACAGGCACGCAAAGCGGGCGAAGCCAUUGGUUGAGAAUCUCAUAGCAAAGCUUCCUUCAACUGUGCCACCAGCCGCGAAAUACUCCAUUUGUGAUACUUGUAAGGACUCGUACAAUUCGGUCAUUCGUGAGCUGCAUGCAUCCAUAGCUGUAGUUAAGAAUGGAAGGUUGAAUCUCAUGUUAUCUGCUGCAUACACGGAUCUUGAAGAUUGCUCAAGGGCAUUCCUGGACUUCAAUGUCCCAACCAAGAAUCAGUUGUUCAAAUCUAAUGAGGUUACUGCCAAGCUUAUUAGCACUUGUUUGGCUGUGGAAAAAGCAAACCCCAAAUAGAGAGACCUUAGACUUGUUAUGUAAAAACUAUAAAUUAUUGGUCACUCUCACUGUAAUUCCAUUAGGAGACAGUUUUGUUCAUCAAAGGCAGAGAUUCUGCAGGGAAAAGGGGAAAGGUUUCAGCACAAUUCUGAGCUUGUUUGGUUAAAAAAAGUAUUCCCUUCUCACAUUACUCCUAAGAAUAA
Cuscuta epithymum is the source of this 753-nucleotide messenger RNA. NCBI's taxonomy places the organism in Eukaryota, Viridiplantae, Streptophyta, Magnoliopsida, Solanales, Convolvulaceae. The record is from the annotation of a GenBank genome assembly.